AUGGCUAAACAAGAUGACAGUCUUUUUCUGCUGGAGGUACUUAUAGAUAAAAUUGCGUUUAUAAAAAGUCCCUGUUUUACAGAUAAAGAUUUUAGAACUUGUGUGAAUAUUGAAUGUCCUUCAGUCGAACCUUUUGAAAUUUGCGAUGAUGAUCCGGGUUCUAAUGCUACCAAGAGUGGAGGACCUUUUAUAAAAACUUUUAACAGUGGAAAAUCAUGUCUUUUUUCUCUUAAAGAAGCUGACAUUGGAAAAGCUAUGAGUAAAUUUCCUAUUAAAGUAACUGUUUACAAGUCACUGCCAUGUGGUUGCUUACCUACUAAAAUUGUAAUGGGUGAAGCCACCAUUGAUAUGACCAAAGAAUUUAUUCAAGCUCGUAAUAAAUUUAUCGAAGAUCCAAGUGGAGUCAGUUACCAAGCCCUGAAGGACGCAUUUCGAAUCGUCGGCCCAGAUGGCGGUGAAACAGGGGAAAUUAUUAUGUUCUUACGAAUUUCUUGUUUUGGAAAAUUGAUUGUUACGAAAUUUCAAGGGACUGGUGUUGCAACAAAAUUGGAAACCGAUAGAACUGUAGCGCCCAUAGAUAGAUCAUGUCGUCCCCAAAGAGACUAUCAGACUGUUCAAGACCCGUGCGUAUGCGGAGCUACUAGACAUCUGGGGGAUGUAAGUGUUGCGGCUCAACCGUCUUGUACUACAAGCAAGACCGCCGGGUUUGGAAUUUGUCCUUCAGCUCGAGAUCCAUUCAACAGCAUGCCAUGCCAAGAAUCAGAUGAUCCAUGUUAUUGUUCUGGCCCUAAACCACCAGUAAAACAAAACAUGAUUUGUCGAAAUAUGGAUCAAUAUUGUCUCCAUGUACCAAAAGGUACGUUCCUGAGUUUGCCCCGUAAUCAAGAUAAAGUAGAGGUAAAUAAAAACAAUAUAGCGAGCGAUGAAAUAGAGCCGCUUAUUUUAGAUUUAUACAAAACAGAUCAGAGGUUCAAGGCAGAAAGUGAAACUACAUCUAACUAUGAAAGUUUACAAUGUUUAACAGAUUCUAGUAACAUGGAUUUUUCAAACGAACUGAGAAAACCAAAUUCAAUUACCGCUGAUAUAUUUUCUGCGAGUUCUGUCUGCACUGUUAGUACUAUUAGGUCCAAGCGUAGAAGUGUUUCCUUUUCAAGAACGAUAGACUAUUUUUGGAGUUUACAGAAUAAAACUUUAAAAUCGUCCACAAAUUAUUUGGACAGAUUAAACUCAGAAGAUGAGAGUCGCGUUUUUGGUAAUAACGAAACCACAGUGUACAUGACCUUAUUUGAUGAUCGUUGUCACCUUCAAUGUUCUGGAACACAAGCUACUGGUUCAGUUAAUAAAUGCAUACAGAUAAAUAGAAGCAAAAUAUUUUCUCCAAGUUAUGGUGGAAGUACUAACAAGUAUUCCCCAAUGAAAAAAUUACUUUGCCGUGACAGCAUAUUUGGAAUACCAAAUAAUAUACGAAAUCCUGAAAUUUACUUGUUUGGACGAAAAAAAAAUAAACCGGAGUCAAAAAAGGGGAUGGGAAGUGAAGACUCUGUAACAAAUAUAUUCAAAAAAGAACCUUCACCUACUAUUUCUGUGAAAAAAGAUCUGAGUAAAAGCAGUGAACCGAGCACCGUUUCCACCCAAGCAAAAUCUCUGAGUAGUACAGCAUCAAUGCAGACUAAAAGAUCUAAAAAGCCCUCUUCAGGAGUGGGCACUGCUAAGACUGUAUCAAUAACAACUAAAACACAACAGCCGUGCCCGGCAAUUGGCACGGUAAAUGAGGAUAUGAUGGUAACAGUUUCUCAUAUAAAGAUAGGACCAAAACAAACAUGUCCAAUAUACGGACAUAGUCCAUGUCAAGGUCCUAAGUGUGUCGCAGCGGCAACUCAAGAGGAACAAGCGCCAGUCAAAGUAUCUACUGUAAAUAAUCCUCGUCGCGGGGUAUUUGAACUGGUAAUUCGAAAAAUGACUGGAGCACCGCUAGCAAAAAAUGAAUUAAUGCUAGAAUGGACUCCUCCACAAUGUAGAAUACAACCUUCCUCUAGCGGGUUCCCAUGUUCAAUGUCAUAUAAGCGACCAAAAUCUUGCAAUCAGUCAAAGUAUAAGCUAAUAGCUUGUAGCCCAUCACCGUGCCGGGCUAAAUAUAAUAGAAAAAUUUAUAUAAAAUCUUGCAGCCCAAUUCCUCGCGUGAUAUGUCCGCCGGCACCAUGUAAACGAUGCCGUAAAAUAUCAUGCUGUGGCAAGUCAUGUUUGCCCAGCCGAUCGUGUUCUCCAUUAUUGCAGUGUAUUCGACGUUCACCAACUCCCUGCAUAAGCCCUUGUCCACCGCCUCCUUGUUAUAAAAAUCCAUGUAGAUCUCCAUGUUUUAGCUCACCUUGUCUACGUCCUUGCCCCGUGGGACGUAGACGUCCACGGCGAUCACGUAGUCAGCCCCGAAUCAGGGCACAUCCAAAACGCAUUUCACCAUGCUGUAACCGAGCCAAACUAUGUCCUGUAGUGCGUUGCCAAAGUCCAUUUAGACCCAGCAUUGGUUGCUGUCCUCUUCAUUAUUGCCACUCAAUUAAAACAGCCUUGAAUUGUCCUCGGAAACCACUAAAUUGCUGCAAAAGCAGUUGUACUACUAACUGUGGUUGA
Molecule: messenger RNA, 2625 nt
Organism: Parnassius mnemosyne (clouded apollo)
Lineage: Eukaryota; Metazoa; Arthropoda; Insecta; Lepidoptera; Papilionidae
Source: the annotation of a GenBank genome assembly